This is a messenger RNA of Poecilia reticulata (guppy), 3101 nucleotides long. It is a transcript of the gene ttll1, whose product is annotated as tubulin tyrosine ligase-like family, member 1. Gene Ontology annotation, cellular component: ciliary basal body. Gene Ontology annotation, molecular function: tubulin binding; tubulin-glutamic acid ligase activity. Gene Ontology annotation, biological process: protein polyglutamylation; microtubule cytoskeleton organization. Lineage: Eukaryota; Metazoa; Chordata; Actinopteri; Cyprinodontiformes; Poeciliidae. The record is from RefSeq and is a predicted model, not a curated record.
GCAGCAGUCCGGGGAGGAUUCAGCAGCCUGUUAACGGAGCCUGUCAGAGCAGCAGAUGCUGAUGUCCGGAUGCUUCCUGGCACUGAUUUGCAGGCACCAUGGCCGGGAAGGUGAAGUGGGUGACAGAUAUUGAGAAGUCAGUGCUCAUCAAUAACUUUGAAAAAAGAGAAUGGGUUCAAGUGACAGAAAACGAGGACUGGAAUUUCUACUGGAUGAGCAUCCAGACCAUCAGGAACGUGUUCAGCGUGGACACCGGCUACCGGCUGUCGGAUGAGCAGCUGGUGAACCAUUUCCCGAACCACUACGAGCUGACCAGGAAGGACCUGAUGAUCAAGAACAUCAAGCGCUACCGCAAGGAGCUGGAAAAGGAAGGAAGUCUGCUUGCAGAGAAGGACAAGAACGGAAAAUACAUUUAUCUGGAUUUCGUUCCUGUGACGUUUAUGCUCCCUGCUGAUUACAAUUUGUUUGUGGAGGAGUUUCGCAAGAAUCCGUCCAGCACCUGGAUCAUGAAGCCCUGCGGGAAAGCCCAGGGGAAGGGCAUCUUCCUCAUCAACAAGCUGUCGCAGAUUAAGAAGUGGUCGCGCGACAGCCGGACGUCCACGUUUGUUGCAGCAUCCAGCGGGAAAGAGGCGUAUGUGAUCUCUCUGUACAUCGACAACCCUCUGCUGAUUGGAGGGAAGAAGUUCGACCUUCGGCUUUAUGUUCUGGUGACAACAUAUCGGCCGUUAAAGUGCUACAUGUACAAGUUGGGGUUCUGCCGGUUCUGCACGGUGAAGUACACACCCAGCACCAGUGAGCUGGACAACAUGUUUGUGCAUCUCACUAAUGUGGCCAUCCAGAAACACGGGGACGACUACAACCACGUUCACGGGGGAAAGUGGACAGUCAGUAAUCUUCGCUUGUACCUGGAGAGCACCAGAGGAAAGGAGGUGACAAACCGGCUGUUUGACCAGAUCCACUGGAUCGUGGUGCAGUCACUGAAGGCGGUCGCACCUGUGAUGAACAAUGACAAGCACUGUUUUGAGUGUUACGGGUAUGACAUCAUCAUCGACGACAAGCUGAAGCCGUGGCUCAUCGAGGUUAACGCCUCUCCAUCGCUGACCUCCAGCACAGCCAACGACCGCAUUCUGAAAUACAACCUCAUCAACGACACGCUCAACAUCGUCACGCCCAACGGGGAGAUCCCAGACUGCCGCUGGAAUCGCAGUCCGCCCAGAGAGGCCCUGGGCAACUACCAAAUCCUGUAUGACGAGGAGCAGGCGCAGAGCGAGAGCGCCGAGCGUGACCUGCGGAGCCGCUCGGGUCAGCUGCUGGGUUCAAAGGGCGCCAGGGGGAGUGCUGGCGCCCGUCCCGCCGCAGCCACAUGGAAGUGAGGCCAUGUUACUGACUCGGAAUCACUUCCUCUGUCUUACUGUUGGAGCAAAAAAACGGAGACCACCCAGAGUUUUAUCAACGGCCAGCCUUCGUUUCUCCAACUGUGGCACGCUGUUGUUCAAACGUAGAGCGAUCGGUAAAGCUUAACAGAUGGAGACUUUGGGUGUUUGUAGGAAACAUCCUCAUGACGCCGAUGAUCUACGACCUGAACUAUGCAUGAUUGUCGAUUACUUGCACCUAACUCUGAUCUGCCAAAAAGGGUGCUAACAACGAGGACGAGGUGUGUGAAGGAGAGAAGCUACGCUUGGAAAAAAAAAUAGAGGUAUUAUGAAUGCAAAUGGUUUUAAAGUUAAGAAGUUUAUAUGCAGAAUUAAAGUUGCUAAAUGUUUAUAGAUCCCAAAAUGUUUUUUAAAUGCUCAUGCUUUACAAGGACUGUAUUCAGUGCAGAAUACCGCACUUUAUUUAUUUUUUUAAUUUAGACUUAUGUGUUAGAAUAAUGAGAACUUCCAUUUUGCAUUUUGACAAAUUCAACUUGCAUUACAUCAGAGAACUUAUAUAAAAGUCUAUAUGUAGUUAGAAUGUACUUGAUACGUUCUUAAAGAUUUUCUAAUCAUUUAAGGCCCGAUGAGUAACGAAAAUCAGUUUUUUUAAUAACUCAGAGGAUAUUGGAAGCAACAGAGAGACAGUUGUUUAACAUUGUCUUGUGAUUAAUCACUGUGUGAAAUCACCUUCUAAUGGACAAAUAUUUAAUUUCCCUUUGUGACUUAUUAUGUGUGUUUGAAUUAAAUUGAAAUGGGCAAAAGUGAAGUCUUUUCUACCAAUUUAAACAACCCAAAAUGAUGACAGUACAGACACAAUUUUAAAUAUAAGUUGUUAUAAUUUUGUGAAAUCAACAAGAAAAGAAACUUUUGCUAUUUAAUUUUGAUUGAAGCAGGUCAUUCUCAUACAUCUUUAACACCGCCUUGAAAAAGAAACACAUUAGUUGUUUUUUAAGGAAAAUGUUUCAUGGUAUGCUGAUGACAAUGUGGUUUUUAUUUACAAACACAAAAAAAUUAUGUAACAGGAUUCUUAUUCUGUCCUCAUGCUUAUUUUUUUUUAUUAAAUCCUGCAUUUUUACGUUGUUAAACUGUUCUAAAGACUCCUAACGCCAUUAAUGAAUGUAACUGAGACUAUUUAAAAAAAAAAUUUUCAAUCAUCUUUGUUUUCCCAUGGAGUCGUGCUUCAUUAUGAUGUUUUUUUGUCAAUAAAAGCUUGAUUUCGUCUUAUUCCCCACAAUGAAAAAUGUUUCUUCAUUCCUCAUGGAGAUGCUGCCAUAUAUAUUAAGCAUAAAUGCACUAAUUUAUAACCCCAAAUCCCCAAAGCACAAAGUAUCAGCUGCACAUCCACCUGUGAGGUUAAAUUCAGUGGAAAUUGGGGAAAUUCCCACGGAUAAAAGGAACUGGGUAAAGCCCCACUUGGUUCCCACUGCUGGUUUUCAUUACACGAUCAGAAACAAUUCAACUUUUAUCACUACCUGUUUGCAGCUGUGAGCUAAUUCUGGAUGUGACUUAUUAAUUAUUUUUUUCUCUAUCCCAAGAAACAUUUCAUUUUAACCGAUUUUUACUCAGGUUUGAGUGCAUUCACGUUUUUCUGUUGAAGCUCUGAUAAGAAAAGGUUAAAAUGUGAUUUAUUAUGUUAUUAGAGUAUGCAUUGUUCUGUUUGCUAAAUAAAGCUGUGGUGAGAUUUCA